ACCCUAGAAUCUCUCUCUCUAACAAUCCCUUCUUUCCCAUCUCAUCAAGAUUUGAACUUUGGAUUUGGAUUUGGAUUUGUCCUUAAUUCAUGGGUAUAGGAUGUUGUGGGACUACCUGGGGUACCCGAAGACGUCGGACUCGGACCACCAUCAUCGAAGAAGGUCCUCCACCGAUUCAGAUCGAACCGGUUGACGUUCGCCGGAGUCAUCCUCCUCCUUUCCCGGAGAUUCUCUGUAACGGUCAAAAUCCGACAAGGACAGUGAUGAACUUGGCGGCGGCGUUGGCGGCGGAGCGGCAGAUUCGAGCUGGUGAAGAAUCGGACGGUGAGGAUGGUGUCGAGGAACCUAUGACGCCGCCGUCGAGGAGGGUGUCGUUGAUGAGACUGAUAGAGGAAUCGGACGGUGUGGAUAUGGUGGCGGAGGGUUGUGAUUCGGUGUGCUGCGUGUGCAUGGGAAGAAAAAAAGGUGCGGCUUUUAUACCGUGUGGACAUACUUUUUGUAGGGUGUGUUCGAGAGAGUUGUGGGUGAACCGUGGAUCUUGUCCGCUUUGUAACCGUUUGAUUAUGGAGAUUCUCGAUAUAUUCUGAUCGGACGGUUCCUAGUAUAUCAUUCAAAGGGGUAUUUUUUUUUUUGU
Messenger RNA from Impatiens glandulifera, 634 nucleotides. Its product is annotated as LON peptidase N-terminal domain and RING finger protein 2-like. The record is from RefSeq and is a predicted model, not a curated record. The transcript has a single exon. The coding region runs from base 90 to 587 and encodes 165 amino acids. NCBI's taxonomy places the organism in Eukaryota, Viridiplantae, Streptophyta, Magnoliopsida, Ericales, Balsaminaceae.